Megalops cyprinoides (Indo-Pacific tarpon) is the source of this 2934-nucleotide messenger RNA. It is a transcript of the gene sulf1, whose product is annotated as sulfatase 1. The coding region runs from base 218 to 2857 and encodes 879 amino acids. The record is from RefSeq and is a predicted model, not a curated record. Lineage: Eukaryota; Metazoa; Chordata; Actinopteri; Elopiformes; Megalopidae. Gene Ontology annotation, cellular component: plasma membrane; endoplasmic reticulum; Golgi apparatus. The transcript is spliced from 20 exons. Gene Ontology annotation, molecular function: N-acetylglucosamine-6-sulfatase activity; glycosaminoglycan binding; calcium ion binding.
UCACAUUGGAGAAAGGAUUAGAGAAGGAAGGUUGUCUUCCAGGAGCUGUGUGGUCCUCAAGAACCAACCUUUAUGAGAGGAAGAAGUGAGGAAACAAGGAGGAAUCCUUUUCUUCUACCAGAGGAGUUCUCUCCCUGAUUUCAGGCCUGUGAGUGAAAGCUCCGGUUCCUUGCGUGAUCCUCCAGGUCCCCCCCCCUCCCGUCCCGUCUCAUCCACGAUGAAGCUGGUCCCCCUGGCCUGGUUUGCGGUUCUGACUCUGGUGCUGGCGGAGCCGCUGGGCUGCAUGGGGUUCACCACAAGGGGGCAGAGUCUGAGGGGCCGCGUCCAGAGGGACAGGAGGAACAUCCGUCCCAACAUUAUCCUCAUCAUGACGGACGACCAAGACGUGGAGCUAGGCUCAUUGCAGGUGAUGAACAAGACCCGCAAGAUAAUGGAGGACGGGGGCACCACCUUCACCAAUGCCUUCGUGACCACGCCCAUGUGCUGCCCGUCACGGUCCUCCAUGCUGACGGGGAAAUACGUGCACAACCACAAUACGUACACCAACAACGAGAACUGCUCCUCCCCGUCCUGGCAGGCCCAGCACGAGCCCCGAUCCUUUGCCGUCUACCUCAACAACACUGGCUACCGGACCGCUUUCUUUGGGAAGUACCUUAACGAGUACAACGGCAGCUACAUACCGCCUGGGUGGCGAGAGUGGGUGGGGCUGAUCAAAAAUUCCCGCUUCUAUAAUUACACCGUCUGCAGGAACGGCUACAAGGAGAAGCACGGUGCAGAGUAUGCCAAGGAUUAUUUCACAGAUUUGAUCACCAACGACAGCAUCAGCUUCUUCCGGAUGUCCAAGCGGUUGUACCCGCACCGGCCGGUGAUGAUGGUGAUCAGCCACGCCGCGCCCCAUGGGCCCGAGGACUCCGCCCCGCAGUACUCCGAGCUCUUCCCCAAUGCCUCCCAGCACAUAACACCCAGCUACAACUACGCGCCCAACAUGGACAAGCACUGGAUCAUGCAGUACACGGGCCCGAUGAAGCCCAUACACAUGGAGUUCACCAACUUCCUGCACCGCAAGAGGCUGCAGACCCUCAUGUCCGUGGACGACUCUGUGCAGAGGAUAUACGAGACCCUGCUGGAGACCGGGGAGCUGGACAACACCUACAUCAUUUACACGGCGGACCACGGCUACCACAUUGGCCAGUUUGGCCUGGUGAAGGGGAAGUCCAUGCCGUACGACUUUGACAUCAGGGUGCCCUUCUUCGUCCGGGGACCCAACGUGGAACCAGGAACAGUAAAUACUCAUCUGGUGCUGAAUAUCGACCUGGCCCCCACCAUCCUGGACAUCGCAGGACUUGACACACCCCCCGACAUGGACGGCAAGUCCAUCCUGAAGCUGCUGGAGCAGGAAAGGACGGGGAACAGGUUCAAACCGAACCGGAAAGCCAGAGUCUGGAGAGACACAUUCCUGGUGGAAAGAGGCAAAAUCCUGCGUAAGAAGGAGGACACUGGGGGCAGCCUCAGCACCCAGCACACCAACAGCCUGCCCAAGUACAAGAAGGUGAAGGAGGUGUGCCAGCAGGCUGAGUUCCAGACCCCCUGCCAGCAGCCAGGACAGAAAUGGCACUGCGUGGAGGAGAUCACCGGCAAGUGGCGCAUCCAGAAGUGCAAGGGGGGCGUGAAGGAGGGCACGAGGAAGAAGACGAGAAGCCUGCGCUCCCGGAGCUACGACAGCCGGGAGAAGGGCUGUGACUGCGGGGACAGCCAGCACAGGGCCAGCAGAGGGGACCGGCGAGGCCACAGACACCUCCCCCAGUCACCCACCCAGCGUUACAGGCCCCGGUUUGUGCACACCCGGGCGUCCCGGUCGUUGUCGGUGGAGUUCGAGGGGCAGAUCUAUGACAUCGACCUGCAGGAAGGGGAGGACUCUGCGCUCCGCCCACGGAACAUCAGCAAGCGGCACUACGAGCAGGAGGAGGAGGAUGGCGAGGAGACGGACUUCCUCCUGGAGUCAGACGACGCCUCCGAGGAGAUGCUGGCUGACGACACCAACGCAGUGGGCUACCCCAACUCGGUCAAAGUCACGCACAAGUGCUACAUCCUGAUGAACGACACCGUACACUGCGAGAGGGAGAUCUAUCAGUCCUCCCGGGCCUGGAAGGACCACAAGAGCUACGUGGACCAGGAGAUCGAAGCGCUUCAGGACAAAAUCAAGAACCUGAGGGAGGUACGGGGACACCUGAAGCGGAGGAGGCCCGACGAGUGCGACUGCGGAAAGAGGAGCUACUUUAGCAAAAUGAAAGGGCAGAGAAACAAAGCUGAGAGGUUGAAGAACAAGAAUGACCAUCUGCACCCCUUUAAGGAGGCGGUGCAGGAAGUGGACGGGAAGGCGCAGCUCUUCAACGAGAUCCGCAGGAAGAAGAAGGAGAGGAAGCUGAAGAAGAGGCAGAAGAAGGGGGACGAUUGCAGCCUGCCCGGUCUGACCUGCUUCACGCACAACAAUGACCACUGGCAGACUGCCCCCUUCUGGAACCUUGGAGGAUUCUGUGCCUGCACCAGCUCCAACAACAACACGUACUGGUGUUUACGAACAAUCAACGAGACCCACAAUACCCUAUUCUGUGAGUUCGCCACCGGCUUCCUGGAGUACUUCGACCUGAACAGCGACCCUUAUCAGCUGACGAAUGCAGUCUACUCAGUGGAGAGGGAGGUCCUGAAUCAGCUGCAUGCGCAGCUAAUGGAGAUGCGCAGCUGCCAGGGACACAGGCAGUGUAACCCCCGACCAAAGGGCCUGGACACAGGAAAUAAAGAUGGAGGAAGCUAUGAUCCACACAGCUCACAGCCAGUAUGGGACGGAAGGAAGGGUUAAGCUGCCCAACUUCACAGAGGAUGUCAACUGGCAAGGACUGGAGGACCUAUACAGUGUGAACGAGAGCUUGUACGACA